Molecule: messenger RNA, 2927 nt
Organism: Lates calcarifer (barramundi perch)
Lineage: Eukaryota; Metazoa; Chordata; Actinopteri; Centropomidae
Exons: 9
Coding region: 239-2086 (615 amino acids)
Source: RefSeq, a predicted model, not a curated record
AAGUAGGAAGGAAGUGAACUGCUGGUUUCAGGUCCGCAUUCAGUUUAUUUUCCUGUCACCUAAACAGACCAACAGUCCAUUCUUUUAUCAGCCUUUCAUCUGUAAGAUGACUGCUGCUGAUUUUUUCCAUUCAUUUACAUUUCUGGUGCUUUAUAAGCUUUCAUAAAUACAACGAUAAAGUCAUUUAAAAAAAUCAUACAAUCAACUUUCUGAACCGAAGCUGAAGAUUACGACAGCCAUGUUGUUGGCAGAAGCUGGAUGUAUGUUUAUGGGUCUUAUCCUGUACAUGUCAGGGGUUCUGGGGAAACAGAGGAGUAUCUGUGCCUUAAAAGGUUCAUCAGUGAAUCUGUCCUGCUCAGUUGAACAUCCCACUUCAAGAAACAAAUGGUACACUGUGCACUGGGACGGCCACAAGUAUGUCCUGAAUGAGACCUUUGCAGAUGGACAUGUAACCUACAAUAUGUCGGAACAGAAUAACACUCUAAGUAUCAAAGAUCUGAGAGACAGUGAUGCAAAGUUUUACUGCUGCAGAGAGAAUACUGAGAACCCUUACUUCUGCUACCUCCACGGAACUGAGCUCCAUGUUGCAGACCUGCAGGUAAAGGUGAUUCCCACCACAGGGGAACAGACAGUAUCACUGAUGUGUAGCACCAGCUGUCCUCUGACUGAAAACCCUGCAGCCUAUAUCUGGUACAAGAAUGGAGAGUUUCUCUAUCAGGACUGGUCUCCCUGGUACCAACAGCUGGUCAGCAGUGAGGAAGCAGUCACAUACUCCUGUGCUAUCAAAGGCUACGAGCAUCUCAGAGCCCCUGAAGUCUCAGUGGAUUCUGUCACAUCGACCUGCUUUAGUGUGACCUAUGCUAAAGGCAGAAUGUGUUCUUAUCAGGAGAAAUCAGAGGAUGAGCCCUGCUCCAUCACAUAUCCCACAGAAGUACAUGUUCAAAAGACUCCUGCAGACAAGUUUGUCAGAGUGGCCUGUAAUACCAGCUGUCCUCUGAUUGAUUCACAAACUUCCUAUAUUUGGUACUGGAACAGAAUAUUCUAUGCAUCCUCUAAGAGUCCACAUUCUGUAGAUUCUCAUCUCUCUGGUACAAACUUCUCUUGUGCUGUAAAAGGCCAUGAGGAUCUGUUCUCUGCUGAAGUCUGUAUCAAUGAUAAGAUGUGCUGGAUUGUAAAUUAUGUCAAAAGGAGAAUCUGUGCUCUGCAAGGCUCUUCAGUGAACAUUUCAAGUGAAUACUCUUAUCCUUACAACAAGCAGCCAAAGUCUAAAUUUUGGUAUAAAACAAAAAGAAGUGGUGAGGAGGAAGCUGAAAAGCUGAUUGAAGCUGUCAGCCGUGUGGAGUAUCAUGAUAACAUGAAGAACCACCACAACCUGACAAUAAAGAAGCUGAGGAAGAAUGACUCAGCAGAAUACACAUUCAGGCUCCAGCAACACAAUGAAGGAUGGAAACAGUCUGAUCUACCUGGAGUAAUUCUGAUCGUCACAGACCUGAGAGUGAAGUUUACUCCCUCUGCAGAGGUGACAGAGGGUCAGAGAGUCACACUGACCUGCAGUACCAGCUGUCCUCUGACUGAUGACACCAACUACCUUUGGUACAUGAACAGUCGACCUCUGACCCUGCCAGAGAACCAAACCAAACACCUGGUUCUGGACCCAGUCAGCAGUCAGCAUGCAGGAAAAUACUCCUGUGCUGUUCAAACCCACAACAUCAGCUCAUCUGAAAAGACUCUCACAGUCAAAAACAAAAUGGGCAAAUGGACACCAGCAGCAGCUGCAGGAGUCUGUGCUGUUCUCCUGGUCAUCAUACCUCUUCCUGUCUUCUUGUGGAUUAGAAAAAAGAGGACUUCCAGACAGUCUCGUAGAACUGAAACCUCAGACAACAUGGAACAGCUAAACCCUGGUCCUGUGUAUGACGAGAUCUCAGCUCAACCAACAGAGAGGGAUGACCUUCACUACAGCACGGUCCACUUCUCUAAGAAACUCACAGAUCCUCUUUACUCCACCGUCCAGCCACAUCAGCCCAGAGAACAGGAGCAUGUCCAUUACGCUGUGGUCAACUUUAGACAUGACAGGAGCCCCGAGUGAGCAUCUGUUGUCAUUACAAAAGAUUUUGACUCCACAGAGGGACCUUGCAUAUCAAGAGAAGUAGUAGUACACUAUGUUGAAAAAGACUUUAGCACAUUCUAUGUUUUUCACACUCCCAAAAACAUACUCACAAACUUCACCUGUUUUAAGAAUCAAAUCUCAUCUCUCACUAUCUGUAGUAUUUUCUCCAUUUGAUAAACUAAAAAUAGAAAGAUCAACCCAGCUCCAGAUACAAAUACUUUCCAUGAACGGAAACAUAUCAGCAAACAGUGGAAAAUAUUACUGUGCACACAUCCCGCAAGGGUGCUGAGAAAAUGUAACUGAUUGCAUCAGAAUUAGCAUCACUGUCUGAGAUCAUGUGCUGCAAUGAUGGUGCCAUCUGAAGGACAAACUCCCAGCUGAUAAAGAGCAGAAUGAGCAGUCAGGGGUCCCUUUAGCAUGUUAUAUGUGAACAGAUGGUGUUAUUUUGAUUAUCUGUAUGUUUGUUAAAGCUUCAGAUGUACAAGAGAGAGCAAAUUAUACUAAUUUCCCAGCUACUUUCCACUGAAUAAAUGUUGAUGUUCCAAUAAGGUCAUGGCUGUUGCAUGCCUCAGAAGAUGUUAAGGACACAUUUAUAACUUUAAUCAUAUAUAUCAAGUGAUGUGUAAAUGGUGCACACAACAAGAGAGAAAUCUGUAAAAUGAAAUGUUAAAUGAAUAAAUCAGAUAUUAUGAUGUAAUAGCACCUUUUCAUAACUGUUUGUGUGAUAGAGAGAGACGGUAACAAACAUUAAUCCAUGUAAACAUUGAGGGUGGUCACACAAAACAUUAUUGUUAAUCAUAAAUAAAUUGUCACUCAUCUA